Lagopus leucura (white-tailed ptarmigan) is the source of this 3637-nucleotide messenger RNA. It is a transcript of the gene SLC4A8, whose product is annotated as solute carrier family 4 member 8. Gene Ontology annotation, biological process: transmembrane transport; monoatomic anion transport; regulation of intracellular pH. The record is from RefSeq and is a predicted model, not a curated record. Gene Ontology annotation, molecular function: solute:inorganic anion antiporter activity; sodium:bicarbonate symporter activity; monoatomic anion transmembrane transporter activity. Lineage: Eukaryota; Metazoa; Chordata; Aves; Galliformes; Phasianidae. The coding region runs from base 26 to 3235 and encodes 1069 amino acids. Gene Ontology annotation, cellular component: plasma membrane. The transcript has 25 exons.
AGCCCGGCCCCCCCCAGGCCCAGCUAUGCCCGCGGGCAGUACCGAGCCCGAUGGCAUCCUCAGCUAUCAGCAGGGACCCGAUGAAGAGGCAGUGGUUGACCAAGGAGGAACGAGCAACGUUGUCAAUAUCCACUAUGAGAAGGAGGAGCUGGAAGGACACCGGACCCUGUAUGUGGGUGUGCAGAUGCCCCUGGUGAGGCAGAGCCACCGGCACCACCGGCCCCGCAGCCAGAAGCAUCGGAAGCGCGAACGGGCAAAGGAGGCAGCCCCCGAAGAGCAGGGCUACCACUACACGCCAUCCCAGCGGGUGCAGUUCAUCCUCAGCACCGAGGAGGACGAGCAGCACGUCCCUCAUGAUCUGUUCACCGAACUGGAUGAGAUCCGUGUGAAAGAAGGCGAGGGCACAGAGUGGAAGGAGACAGCGAGGUGGCUGAAAUUCGAGGAGGACGUGGAAGACGGCGGCGAGCGCUGGAGCAAACCCUACGUGGCCACACUCUCCUUGCACAGCCUCUUUGAGCUGAGGAACUGCAUCAUCAAAGGCACAGUGCUGCUGGAUAUGUGUGCCAACAGCACCGAGGAGAUCGCAGAUAUGAUCCUGGACCAGCAGAACCACUCCAGUGAGUUUGAUGAGAGCAUGCGGGAGAAGGUCCGCGAGGUCCUUCUCAAAAAGCACCACCACCAGAACGAGAAGAAGAGAAACAACCUCCUCCCCAUCGUCCUCUCCUUCGCUGACAAGCCAGCCCAAACGCUCAUCCCCCAUCCUCCUCCCACCACCAUAGAAGCUAAAAAUGGGGUAAGCCACGACACCAGCCCCAUGGAUUUAAGCAAGGCAGAGCUGCACUUCAUGAAGAAAAUUCCCACUGGGGCUGAAGCAGCAAACGUGCUGGUGGGAGAGCUGGAUUUCCUUCAGCAGCCCAUCAUGGCCUUUGCCCGCCUCACCCCGGCUGUCCUCCUCUCGGGCAUGACAGAAGUCCCCAUCCCAACCAGGUUUCUGUUUGUAUUGUUGGGACCAGAAGGAAAAGCCCAUCAGUACCACGAGAUCGGCAGGUCCAUGGCCACGCUCAUGACGGAUGAGGUUUUUCAUGACGUUGCCUACAAAGCCAAGAACCGGGCUGACCUGGUGGCUGGCAUCGAUGAGUUCCUGGAUCAGGUCACAGUUCUGCCACCAGGGGAGUGGGACCCAUCGAUCCGCAUCGAGCCCCCCAAAAACGUCCCUUCUCAGAAAAAAAGGAAGGUGCCCGGAGCUCUGGAUGACAACGCUUCUCACAGAAAGCCUGAAAAACAUAGCGGCCCUGAACUGGAGCGGACGGGAAGACUCUUUGGAGGUUUGAUCCUGGACGUGAAGCGGAAAGCACCGUGGUUCUGGAGUGACUUUCGGGAUGCGCUGAGUCUGCAGUGCCUGGCAUCCUUCCUCUUCCUCUACUGUGCCUGCAUGUCCCCUGUCAUCACCUUCGGGGGGCUGCUGGGGGAGGCGACCGAUGGCCACAUAAGCGCCAUGGAGUCGCUGCUGGGCGCAUCCAUGACUGGCGUUGUCUAUUCCCUCUUUGCUGGCCAACCUCUCACCAUCCUUGGCAGCACCGGCCCUGUCCUCGUGUUCGAGAAGAUCCUCUACAAGUUCUGCAAGGACUACGCGCUCUCCUACCUGUCCCUGCGGACGUGCAUCGGGCUGUGGACUGCCUUCCUCUGCAUGGUGCUGGUGGCCACGGAUGCCAGCUGCCUGGUGUGCUACAUCACCCGCUUCACUGAGGAAGCCUUCGCCGCCCUCAUCUGCAUCAUCUUCAUCUACGAGGCUCUGGAGAAGCUCAUCUGCCUGGGAGAGACCUACCCGGUGCACAUGCACAGCCAGCUUGACUUCCUCACCCUCUACUACUGUAAGUGUGCAGCUCCCACCCAUCCCACCAAUGAAACGCUGCACUUUUGGCAGAGCAAUGAGGUCAACCCUGCAGCCAUCGCCUGGGAAAACCUCACCGUAUCUGAAUGUCGACAUUUGCAUGGAGAAUUUCAUGGACCUGCCUGUGGACACGAUGGCCCCUACACACCCAAUGUCCUCUUCUGGUCCUGCAUCCUCUUCUUCUCCACCUUUGUCCUCUCGAGUUCACUGAAGAUGUUUAAAACCAGCCGCUACUUCCCAACCAGAGUCCGGUCUACGAUAAGUGACUUUGCUGUUUUCCUCACCAUCGUCGUCAUGGUGGUCAUCGACUUCCUCAUUGGGAUCCCAUCACCAAAGCUGCACGUCCCCCAUAUGUUCAAGCCCACCAGGGAUGACCGUGGGUGGCUCAUGAACCCCAUAGGACCCAACCCAUGGUGGACGGUGUUGGCUGCACUCAUCCCAGCUCUGCUCUGCACCAUCCUGAUAUUCAUGGACCAGCAGAUCACCGCCGUCAUUGUGAACAGGAAGGAGCACAGGCUGAAGAAAGGAUGUGGGUACCACCUGGACCUCUUCAUGGUGGCUGUGAUGCUCGGGGUGUGCUCAGUGAUGGGGCUGCCCUGGUUUGUGGCCGCGACCGUCCUCUCCAUCACCCACGUGAACAGCCUCAAACUGGAGUCAGGCUGCUCAGCUCCUGGAGAACAACCCAGAUUUUUGGGGAUACGAGAGCAGAGGGUCACGGGACUGAUGAUCUUUGUGCUCAUGGGCUGCUCCGUCUUCUUGACUGCUGUGUUAAAGUUUAUACCAAUGCCUGUGCUGUACGGUGUCUUUCUCUACAUGGGUGUAUCGUCGCUCAGAGGAAUCCAGUUCUUUGACCGCCUGAAGCUGUUUGGGAUGCCGGCCAAGCACCAGCCUGACUUCAUCUACCUGCGGCACGUGCCGUUGCGCAAAGUGCACCUCUUCACCCUGGUGCAGCUCACCUGCCUCGUGCUGCUCUGGGUCAUCAAGGCGUCCCGUGCGGCCAUCGUCUUCCCCAUGAUGGUUUUGGCUCUCGUUUUUGUCCGGAAAGUCCUGGAUUUUUGCUUCUCGAAGCGAGAGCUCAGCUGGCUGGAUGACCUCAUGCCAGAAAGCAAGAAGAAGAAGUUGGACGAUGCCAAAAAUGAAGCCAAAGAAGAAGAGGAGUCUCAGCAAAUGAUGGAAGCUGCUGCUGCAAACUCAGUCCAGCUGAGCCUGGGGAAGACGAGCUACGUGGGUGUCCCCAAGCAGAACAGCAGGGACAGGACCGACCCUUCUGAGAUCAACAUCUCAGAUGAAAUGUCGAAGACAACUGUGUGGAAGGCUCUCACCAUGAAUGCAGAGAAACUCUGAAUCCGAGGAGGAAAAAGGUAAAAGUUGUCCUCUUUAGGGAUCUUGGCUUUGAAGGAGAGGAGCGAGAGCGUGACUCAGGGAUGAGCCGGUGCAGCUAUGUUGGGUGGAGGAAGCAAACACGCACCCUCCCUGGUUCUCUCCUCCGAGUAGCAGGAUUCCCAUUAAAGCCAUUUAAGACGUUUCCAGUUAUCCUUGGUGUGCUUCAGGCAUUCAGUAUCUCUAGACCAGCAAUCUGAGGUGCACCUCGCUGUCAGUGGGAGCUCGGUGUUGCUCAGCCUCCGUGUGUACGUGUGUGUGCGUGUGUUGUCACGGUCUGUGGUGGUAGAGGGGCAGCUACCGCUUGGUCAUUCAGUGCUAUCUAGUUUUUUUUUUUUAUAUCUAAUCUCUCCCCCCAUCCCCCCC